Fulmarus glacialis (Northern fulmar) is the source of this 1783-nucleotide messenger RNA. RefSeq names its product alkylglycerol monooxygenase (gene AGMO). Gene Ontology annotation, cellular component: endoplasmic reticulum. Gene Ontology annotation, molecular function: oxidoreductase activity; iron ion binding. The record is from RefSeq and is a predicted model, not a curated record. The coding region runs from base 1 to 1218 and encodes 405 amino acids. Gene Ontology annotation, biological process: lipid biosynthetic process. The transcript has 12 exons. NCBI's taxonomy places the organism in Eukaryota, Metazoa, Chordata, Aves, Procellariiformes, Procellariidae.
AUGGUUCCUCGCGACCCAGAGGCUCAGGUCUUUGUUACAGAGAAUCAUCCAGAACUCAGGCAAACAAAACUUCAACCAGCUGCAGAAUUGCUCCCGGCAACUAGAGAACUUGAACAAUUGGGUUCAGGAAGGCGAACGCAGCAGAGAGUACCUGCCUCUGAAGCGCUGCAGGUUACAGCUGCUCUAGGAAGCAGCAGUUUCCACCCUGGGGUCAGCAGGGACCACGCCGUGGGUGAGGGGUUUCUUGCCACAUGCUUGGCUUUGCGGAGUUCAUCGUCAUGUGAGGUUAAUAUACUGUGGGCAGCGCACCAAGUACAUCAUAGUUCUGAAGACUACAACUUAUUCACAGCCUUGAGACAAUCUGUACUGCAGAAAUACACCUCCUGGAUUUUCAACCUGCCCAUGGCUCUUUUCAUUCCCCCUUCAGUGUUUGCUGUUCAUCUCCAGUUUAAUCUACUUUACCAGUUUUGGAUACAUACAGAGGUUAUCAGCAACCUUGGGCCUCUGGAGUGGAUUCUUAACACUCCCAGUCAUCACAGAGUUCAUCAUGGUAGAAAUCCUUACUGCAUUGACAAAAAUUAUGGUGGCACACUUAUUAUCUGGGACAGGAUAUUUGGAACAUUUGAGGCAGAAGAUGCAAAAGUUGUAUAUGGUUUAACACAUCCAGUGAAUUCGUUUGAUCCCAUCAUGCUCCAGUUACGUCCCUUGGCUCAUAUUUGGAACACGUUUUGGGCCACACCUGGAUUCUGCAACAAGCUUUCUGUCAUAUUCAAAGGGCCAGGCUGGGGACCAGGCAAACCUAGACUUGGCCUUCCUGAGGAAAUCCCAGUGAUCACUGGAAAAGAAGUUCCCUUCAAUCCAAGUCUACCAGCUUAUCUUAAUUGCUAUGCAGUUGUACAUUUUGCUGUAAUACUGGACUUGUAUACUGAACUUCUUGGUACUGUGACUACAUUAUCACAGGGAACUCUUCUCCUGAGGAUUGGCUUUAUCAUUCUGUCCCUGACCUCUUUCGGACUACUUAUGGAGAACAGGCCCAAAGCAGGAAUUUUGGAAAUCAUCCGCUGCUUGGUCUUCGUAGGUGUGUACAAACUUGGCUACCUAAGGAGUCAGUUUUCUUCCUUGGGGUAUGCAUAUGAGGUCUUGUUUUCCCUCUGCGCUGCAUUCUGGGGAAUCCAAAUUAUGAAGCGGAUCACUUCAUCCAAAGAUAAACAUCACUGAAAGAGCAGAUCUAACAUCACUUUAAUUAUGGAAACAGCACUUUGGAAUAACCUUCUAUGUUCCUUGAAAUUAAUCAACCAUGAAUCUUACUGAAUCGCAAUCAUUUCAUUUAUGAUAGGAGAGGUUUGUGAUUUCGUAUGAAGGUUUGAAAGAUUCAUUAGGAUGUGUAUUCAUUUUUAUUUGAUUUUUUAAAAAAUAUUAAAUUGUCCCCCAAUUUAAAUAAAGUGUUCAUUCACAACAUGUAUUUUUACAAUCAAAGGAUUACAAAGUCUUAGGAACCAUGUAAAACUAAUUGCAUUUUGCAGUGAUUUGGUUAGUAAUCAUGUGAAAAGUAUUUUUCACAAGAGGAAUAAUUAAAAUCAUAUUUGUUGUAACCUGGUAUAAAGUGACUGACUGUCUUCCUAUUGAGGCUAAAUGUAAACAUAUGUGAAUGUCAGUUUUUCCGUAAUGAUUGAAUUACACUAGAAUCUCAAUGUCAUGCCCAAUUCGGUGUUCAUAACAUACAGCUACAUGAGGAUGAGUAGUCGAGGCAAGAAAAUGAUUAAAACCAGCAUGAUAAAAUAAC